ACGAAGCUGAAGUAUUUGAUCCUAUGACUCAAGUAUAUCGCGAUUGUCUCUUUGGUAAUGAAGUAUUCUAUGCUAAGAAUGUAGGCUUUCGAUCAAAGGACCAUGUAAUAUCUUUGGUAGAAACAGAAAAAAAGGCUAUAUGUCCUAUUAACGAUAAGAGAUGG
This is a messenger RNA of Paraglomus occultum, 164 nucleotides long. Lineage: Eukaryota; Fungi; Glomeromycota; Glomeromycetes; Paraglomerales; Paraglomeraceae. The record is from the annotation of a GenBank genome assembly.